Cadophora gregata is the source of this 1695-nucleotide messenger RNA. RefSeq lists its product as uncharacterized. The coding region runs from base 1 to 1695 and encodes 564 amino acids. The record is from RefSeq and is a predicted model, not a curated record. NCBI's taxonomy places the organism in Eukaryota, Fungi, Ascomycota, Leotiomycetes, Helotiales, Ploettnerulaceae. The transcript has 4 exons. Gene Ontology annotation, cellular component: nucleus. Gene Ontology annotation, molecular function: DNA-binding transcription activator activity, RNA polymerase II-specific; RNA polymerase II cis-regulatory region sequence-specific DNA binding. Gene Ontology annotation, biological process: regulation of transcription by RNA polymerase II.
AUGAGCGCGUCGUCUCACAACUUAUCUCAAAUGUUUCGACGUCGAACGAACUCCCAAAAGCCCGCAGACGGACUCUACGCCAGCUUCAGACAGUUCUUUCCUGAAGUAAGUACUAUUACAUCGUCUGCCGCCGCAAGUUCUGGACAAACACCACUCGGCGAUGGCCUCACCGACUCCACAUCAGAUCAACCAAGAAACCGAAGUCAACGUCUCAAUGAUCCAGACAUAACGCCUCGAGCGUCUCACGAACCCUGGAGAUAUACCCCACCGUUACUCAACUCGAACUCCUUCCUCUUUGCUCCGUUUACAGGCCAACUUCCUGGAUGCUUUGAACCUAUUGCAGAAGGGACUAGUACGCUCCAUUAUAAUGAAGAUGCUGAUCUACCUAUACCUGGAGUAGAAAUGGGGAUGGGUCUAGGAAUGCCACUGGUGCUCCCUACCUCGGAAGACGGAGUACACAUUGGAUGGAUGACGGAUAGACAUUGCUUCCCUCCGCAGACAGCGCAACCACAUGAGUUCUAUAAUUUCAACCUUUUCGACCCUCAUCAGACUUUCGCACCAUACUAUCUCUCAGAUCAGCCGCCAGACGUCGAGCCUCUAGGUACUUCAGGAGAAACGUCUCCGAUAGGCGACGAUCCUGUACAGACCGAGAUACACUCCGACUCUCCAAGCAUGAACAUUUCGUCUCGACCGUACGAUACGAGCAUGUCCCCACCUCUUCCGGCAUCUACAAAUAAAUUUCGAUUUCACGUUACGUUAAAUGCAGCAACUGCUAUAAUUAACCAAGCCGAUGAAAUUCCUAUGACAUACUUGAACAAAGGCCAUGUUUACUCGGUUUCAAUUGUUGAUACAGCUCCUCCAAUGCCAGGGCCAAUACCUGUUCAGUACCGCACGGCUAUUCGUAUCUCUUUCGAGGAUGGGCAGCAGGGGCACACAGCUGCGACGCAUUGGAAACUCUGGAAGGACGCUCGUGGAACUAAAGACGUUCACCAACGCGGCGGAAAGUUGCAAGGCGUCGAGUACGUCGAAGAACCACAGGUCACCGAGGACCAUAGCAUAAGGACCAGAGCCAAUCUCGAGACUGCUUCUCUCGAUGGAUUCUCAGUCCUCUGGACGCAAGGAUCGGGCGGCUCAGUGGACUGCCAUGUCGCUAUGCGAUUCAACUUCUUAUCGACAGACUUUAGCCACUCCAAAGGCGUCAAAGGCAUUCCAAGCCGACUUUAUGCAAAGACAGAAGUCAUCUCAACUAAUUCGCUGCAUUAUUCUCCAGAAGUUCCCGAGACUUGCUUCUACAAAGUAAAGGUCUUCAGAGACUAUGGCUCACAAAGAAAACUCUGGAACAAUAUCACCUGUGUCAAAAAGACCAUCGACAAGCUCAAGCAGCAAAUUGCUCAAGUUGAGACUAGAUCCGGGAAGAGAAAACGAGAUAGGCCGAUUGAUACGAAAGUCACGCGGAGCAGACUGGGCAACGUUCUGAAGCGCAAGAGGACUUGGUCGAUAUCAUCUGCAAGCCCCACCGAGGAAGAUCUCUCCCUCAAGCUGCAGACGAUACAGGACAUGUUCGCCAGCACACGGCCUGUCAGCGUCUUAUACGUCCGUGGACAGGAGCAGGAUGAUCCUAAUCUGCAUCCUAUCAAACUUACAGGCGAACCUCCAGACCUCGUAAAAGUCAAGCAAGAAGAGAGCACGGCCUAG